Molecule: messenger RNA, 560 nt
Organism: Papaver somniferum (opium poppy)
Lineage: Eukaryota; Viridiplantae; Streptophyta; Magnoliopsida; Ranunculales; Papaveraceae
Product: gibberellin-regulated protein 2-like
Exons: 3
Coding region: 35-334 (99 amino acids)
Source: RefSeq, a predicted model, not a curated record
CUUGCCAUGUACUCUGAUCACCUUUGUAGCUAUAAUGGCCACUACUCUCAAGAUGAUGACGCUAUUCACCGUCUUUUGCUUUCUCUUCAUCGUCGAGUUCCAGCUGCAAGUCAGCAGUGAAGGAGUCGGUCCGGCGGAAGCGCUAAAAAUGAAUUGCCCGCCAGCCUGUGAUUACCGUUGUAGCAAAUCAUCACGACAUAAGAUGUGCAUCAGAGCCUGCAACACAUGUUGUCAGAGGUGCAACUGUGUUCCACCCGGAACUUCAGGCAACGCUGAUGUCUGCCCUUGCUAUGCCAAUAUGACUACACAUGGUGGUAGGCUUAAAUGUCCUUGAGCAGAAUUUUUACGCACCAUCUUUUCUCAAUUAGUCCGCAUAAGCAGUAUGACUAAAUAAAGUUGAGUACUCUUUAAACACGAAUACUCUUCACUUUGUAAUAAUAAUGAAGGGACCGGUGACAAUUUACAAUAUUAGGGUCAGCUACAGAACGGUCGUACUUUUUGUAAUUCGGUCACAAAAUGAUCUUAUUUUUGUAAUUCAUUUAUAAAAUGGUCUUUUUCCA